AGACAUCAUCUCUUGGGAAGACCAGACAAAUCGCAUAUCAGAAGAUUGACGGCAUUCGUAGUCCAGGAAUCAUAUAUAUCCCGGGUUUCAUGUCUCAUAAGGCUGCUACAAAAGCAAAUAUGCUACACAUGUUUUGCCAGGAGUAUGGUUUCCCAUAUAUCAGGUACGAUCCUAGUGGCUUGGGCGAGACAAAAGGAGUGAAGCAGACAGAGACAAGUUUAACUGUAUGGUUGGAAGAUGCUGCCCAAGUGCUCUCCAAUUUAACAGAUGGACCACAGCUUGUUGUUGCUUCAUCCAUGGGUGGCUGGAUAUCAUCGAUCCUAGCAAAAAGGUAUCCUGAGAAAUUCAGCAGUUUGCUUAUGUUAGCUCCAGCCAUUAACUUUGGAAGGAAGUACAUGCAGGUCCUCCUGUCUCAGUUGCCUCCUGGACUAGUAAAGAAAUUUGAAGCAGAUGAAGUUGUGAAGCUUUUUGUACCUGAGUAUGGCGAGUUCCCCCUAAGGAAGAGCAUGUUUGAAGACAUGAAGAAAUAUGAGUUAAGCAUGGAGGCCGGCAGUAUUCCAGUACAGUGCCCAACUAGAAUUAUUCAUGGUGUAAAGGACAAGGAUGUACCAUACAAAGAAUCCCUUCAAUUGCUUGGAGCCUUGCAAACAAAUGAUGUUCAGCUGCUGUAUGUCAAGCAUGGUGGGCACCAACUCUCCGACAGUGCCAGCCUUGAAAUAAUCUGUGACACUAUUCUUAAAAUGACUGCCCCAAAACAUAAAAAAGAAUGAGUUUAAUAGGGGUAGAGACACAAAACUUGUUUUUUUUCCAGAUGAUGUAUUAAGUUUUAUAUAUUUUAUUAAUGAUAGCAUGCACGCAAAUGACUCAAAGAUAAUGUAUGUGUGUAUAUGUACAUAUAUAAGUAGUCUAUAUCAAUGCAAUUAGUAAGUAAGAGCAGCUAUGGUGACAAAUUUUAUAUGAAGGUAAUUUUAGUUUAGGAUCAAUGGAUAAUUUUAUUUUUUAUUUUUUAUAACACAAAGUGUUUCCUAAUCAAUAAUGAAUAGUAAGUCUUUAGCAACAGUUCUUCAUACUUAUGCAGAUGUUUGCAACCUUAAAGUUACUGAGAAUUUAUCUUAAAUAAGUGAAAUUCUUCAGAUUUCUUUAAAUUUAUUGUGUAAUUGUCUUUCAUUUUUCUUAUAUAUGCAUUUAGGUCCAACCUCUAGUCUCACUUAAUUGGUGAUCAUUAUUUUUAAAUCCAAAAGUAGUUAUGGCACCUAUCAUCUUAUAGUUGGAAAUAUUUAACAGCAGAUGCAUGUCACAGCCAGAAUUUUCUGAUAUUUUCUGCACUAUUCAUUAUAUCCUGUGUCUUCCUAUUUUUAUCUUAAUGUUAGAUUUAAUCUAAUUUUGCCAUAAUAAUGUUAGUUGUUUUGUUAGCAUUACUGACUGUAUUGUUAUUUUAGUCCUUGUAUGGCUACAGACUCAAAUCAUACAAAACAACUAAAGAAAUAACAAAUCAGAUAUCAUGUCAUCAUCUUUUCCUUUUCAUAUUAGCAUCAUGUUUCAGAAAUAGUUGACCAAAAAUUCAUGUGUGAUUUAUAAAUAUGCAAAGGUCAUAUCAUAAUUCUUGUAUAGAGGUAUUUAUCUAUUUAUAAAUAAUUUUAUAACAGAUCUAAAGGUAUAUCACAGUAUUUAUAAAUACUGUAUAAUUUUGGGUAAUGUGUAUUCUGAAUUCAUCAAGGUAAUUAUAAUGUUUUAAUGUAACAUUUUUCAUCAGUCAUAUUAACCCAUACGCCACGGUUGGCAAGAAUAGAUGCCAUACCCACUUUGAUACACGUUUAUUUAUUGUAUUUACACCUAGAUGGCUCUAUAAGUUCUUAAUCACCAAAUAGCCAGUUAUCAAGAACUACCUAUUUCACCUGUUUAGCCUUUUCCUUCACUUUCGGAAAGGGUUUUUUGUAUCAUCUUAUUGUCAUAAAUAUUCUAAUGACAAUUCAAUCAUCAUAACAUCAGUACCAAUAAUAACAGCAUCGAAAGCAAUGAUAUUAAUUUUCCCGCCAAUUCAAUGAAUGGGAAAAUCAGGGUCGGUAACUAGGGCCUACUGAUAGACUCCUUGCCGGCUGAGUACAUGUGGAGCCAUCUGUAGGUAGCAAAAUUCACCAAAACCAACAGGGGACAGAACAUAAAUCCAUGGCGAAUGGGUUAAAGUAGAUUUUUCAAAAUUUUAAUGCACUCUCAAGUUGAGAGGAUUAAUAUGUAUUUGAAGAAAAUAAAAAUGGGAAUAAAUGUUUGCAUGUCAUUUGCUUCAAAGUAAUCAUAAAUUUCUAUUUGGAAUAAUAACCAUUAUUUUACUGCUCUUUUUAAAGAUGGAAGAGGGAAGAUGGUACACACAUAAAAUUUUUAAUACUAUAGUUAACAAAUCGAGACAUUAAUCACCCACAAUUUUUUUCAUUUCUUUUACAUAAAGCAGUUCCUCCUAUUUUUCUGCAUUUUUUAAUAAGUCAAUUGAUUUACUGUUUUUGCUCUACUUUGGAAUCU
Penaeus indicus is the source of this 2514-nucleotide messenger RNA. RefSeq names its product palmitoyl-protein thioesterase ABHD10, mitochondrial-like. Gene Ontology annotation, molecular function: hydrolase activity, hydrolyzing O-glycosyl compounds; palmitoyl-(protein) hydrolase activity. Gene Ontology annotation, cellular component: mitochondrion. NCBI's taxonomy places the organism in Eukaryota, Metazoa, Arthropoda, Malacostraca, Decapoda, Penaeidae. The coding region runs from base 90 to 770 and encodes 226 amino acids. The record is from RefSeq and is a predicted model, not a curated record. The transcript has 4 exons. Gene Ontology annotation, biological process: protein depalmitoylation.